Molecule: messenger RNA, 1252 nt
Organism: Beta vulgaris subsp. vulgaris (sugar beet)
Lineage: Eukaryota; Viridiplantae; Streptophyta; Magnoliopsida; Caryophyllales; Amaranthaceae
Product: putative ATP synthase protein YMF19
Exons: 1
Coding region: 347-1000 (217 amino acids)
Cellular component (GO): mitochondrion; membrane
Source: RefSeq, a predicted model, not a curated record
GAAUGAAUGGUUGACAGGCGAUGGAUAAAAAGAAGUGGAAGAAAGAUGUGCGAUUACCACUUCGAUUAAAGAGUAAGGUACUUUCUACUUGAACUUCUAAGGUAAUGCCAAUUUGCUUAAGGGAGGUUCUUACUUGACUUAGGUGUGAAGAUACCAGUACAUACAAAGAUAGAGGUAGCUUAGCUCCUUCGACGAGUUGGCUAGACUCUUAUCGAAAUUGCGUAUAUAAAGAAAAAGAGAUUCUGAAUGAAUUGCGCGGUAAAUGUUUUUGACUGAACCUCCCGUUGUUCUCUCUCCGAUAGCACGCAGCCGAUAAGAGAGACAGAUAGAAAGUGUGCAGUGAAGGAUGUUUCGUUGUAACCAGUCUUUCUUGGAAAAAGGGCUCAAACAAUGCCUGUCCCAUGCGUUGUUGGUCAACAACCAACCACCUAUACAGACUUUAACCACCAUUUCUAGAGGCUUGACGGAGUUCAGCUGUCUGGAGGGAAGAAUUCAAAAUCAAAACGUUCUUAUGCCUCAACUGGAUCAAUUUACUUAUUUCACACAAUUCUUCUGGUCAUGCCUUUUCUUCUUGACUUUCUAUAUUCUAAUAUGCAAUGAUAGAGAUGGAGUACUUGGGAUCAGCAGAAUUCUAAAACUACGAAAUCAACUGCUUUCACACCGGGGGAACAACAUCCAAAGCAAGGACCCAAACAGUUUGCAAGAUAUCUUGAGAAAGGGUUUUAACACAGGUGUAUCCUAUAUGUACUCUAGUUUAUUCGAAGUAUCCCAAUGGUGUAAGGCCGUCGACUUAUUUGGAAAAAGGAAGAAAAUCACUUUGAUCUCUUGUUUCGGAGAAAUAAGUGGCUCACGAGGAAUGGAAAGAAACAUAUUCUAUUUGAUCUCGAAGUCUUCAUAUAGCACUUCUUCCAAUCCUGGAUGGGUGAUCACUUGUAAGAAUGACAUAAUGCUAAUCCAUGUUCUACACGGCCAAGAAAGUGGGAAAAUAGAAAGAUGUUAAUAACCAUCAUAGUAGGCAUUUUGCUCUUAGUUGUUAUUUAUUUUCAAUAUUAUCACCUUACAACCCAAAAGAAGACAGGAAUUUUGUGGUUUGUAAACGAUCUGAUAGGUUCCCCCUCAUUCUUCCUUUUCUUUCUCUUACUACUAGUAUAUAAUGUGGACGUGGCUUGGGCAAAUAGCGCAGGGGUCCCUUAUGACCCCGUGAGUGCGAGGGAGUGGCUCGAACAAACCCGGAUCAAUGCUAAUCAGUUAG